Messenger RNA from Cylicocyclus nassatus, 2175 nucleotides. NCBI's taxonomy places the organism in Eukaryota, Metazoa, Nematoda, Chromadorea, Rhabditida, Strongylidae. The record is from the annotation of a GenBank genome assembly.
UCCAGCGAAUUUCGCCUUGAAAGAAUAUAUAAAGUCAGAUUUGUCGUCCGGCCAUUCUGUAUAACGUGAAUGCACCCUUUUAGUAGAGAUCGAAUUGGUUAUGGAGACAACCGACGUAACAUUCCACCGUUAAUUCCGGUUUGUGAACCUCUUUUUGGUAGGGCAGAUUAUAACGACCGCAAUGCUGACAAUUUCUACAGGCAGAGGCGCAUCGCUGAUGUUCCGCUAAGACGAGAAGAAGAUUGGCGUUCACCCCUCUUUCGGAGAACCGAAAGUUUGCAUGGAAUGUCUUAUGAGGCAUGGCAAUCACAACCACCUCUUGCCAGAGAGCUGAGACCGGAUUCUUGGAGAGUGGGCGCACCUGAUCUGAGGAGGAACGACUGGAGAAGAGAAGGAUCCUGGCGUCCUCGUUCCCCAUCUCCGGCAAGUUUUGGAAGAGCACCAUUGGAGUCACAUUAUCGACGUCCAUCACCAGGUUGGCGAAAUGAUGCCCCGAGUAGAUCUGCUAAUUCCUACCCGACUCCGGAAAAGGUACGAAGAGAUAGUUCGGCAUCACGGGACGGAAGGACUUUAUCAUCGCGCGACGGAAGGCGUUCUAGUUCAGUAUUGGAUCGUGAGAAGGAGAAGCGUGACACUUCGAAUGGUGAAGAUACAAAUCAGGAAACUAUUCGUAUGAAGUCGACAACUAAGGAAAGGCAAAGUUACUGGGCUCCUAAAGAAGAAAUGCAGGAAGAAAACACUGCCGACAUGUCUAAUUCAAAUACAAAUGGUUCUAAAGCUGCAGAAAACGAGGUAAAGAAGACCAUCGAGAGAAACUCUGCACGUGUGCGUGUAAAAGAAGAAGUGUGUGAUCCGCCAGAGCCUAAUGAGAAAGAAGCUGCAGUUGAGAACAAAAAUGUCGAUGAGUCGGAAAAAUCGUCUCAGACUAAAGAGAAAGGUGUCGAUGAAGAUCAGGCGGCAUCAGAAUCGGACAAGAAAGAGUCGCUGGUUGUGAAAGCCAACUUUGAAGAUGUGCACUUGUUUGCUAAGCACAAGAUAUACGAUGCAUCGGCAGCACCUCACAAAGGUGCGCCCAGCAUCAGUUGGUAUGAGCAGUAUCUCAUGAACGUCAACAAAAGAAAACGAGACUUGGAAUCCGGUUUGGCUGUUGCUCCCCCUUUGGCGCAGGCGUCAGUGCGACGUAAUGGUCCUCGGCUGUCUCCACAAGCUUCCUACGAUUCGGUAUCUCCUGCUACGCUAGAAAUGCGGAAAGUCCAUCGUGGCUACCCACCUGUGUCGGGUUCAUCUUCUUCGACGUACUCGAAUCUUGGGAAAGAGCCGCUCCGCAUGAGAUCGCCUCCUCCAGGACAGCUGAUCGAUCCCAAUGAAUUUAUAGAAGAACUGAGCGAUAACGAGGAUUGGGAUAGCAUGGCUCAAGUGCUACAGACAAUGCCACCAAAGCGAAAAUCGGAGCUACCUCUUGAUAGACCCCAAAAAAGGCCCUUGCUCGGAGUCCCGCCACCACCAAGGCCUACUUCUGCUUCUGAUCCAUGGCAAGAUCCAGCAGCAGUGAAAGCAAAACCGUUGUUUCCGAAAGCAUAUCCUAGUGUCAGUUAUGUUCCACCUGUUGAGAAAUCGUUCUUUCGUAUGGAGUUUCCGAGCGUUGCUCCCAGGAUCUAUUUCACUCAUAAGCAAAAUGAACCAGAACAUGAACCGGAGCCACCGAGGGAUGGGCCACCACAAGCUCGCAUAGCUCCAGCUGUUGCCCUAGAACAAGGUGAUACCAGCUGGCGAUAUUCGCAGAGACCUCCUAGGCGUUUUGCGCCCGAUCCCAUGCCUGGGGGAUACUUCUAGACGUCUACGUGUGAGCGUAUUUCGAGAUAUUGAGAAAGGAGACGAGAGAACUCAUGGUUAUCCUCAUCAAUUGCUUUCUUGCUAGGUUUAUUCUUUUAAUGACGCUUAUUCGGGUCGUUCUAAUGAUUUGGAGUUUUGAGUACAACCUGAAAAGAGGAAGAAUUGAAAUGUUUCUUUUUGCGGUAAAUCCGAUAUCAUCUCAAUAGUCCAGUUUGUGAUCUGGAUUUGGGGAGUUCAUCUAAGCUUAGGCUAUUUAAAUGUAAAGUUCCACUGAGAAUACAACUGCAUCUAUUUAACCGUAUUCGUGAGUUGUGUAUUGCUAAUCCAUGGUUCAUUCUGAAG